AUGAGGACCAGUCAAAUCGUGCUUGGUCUGCUGGCCGUCGUUGUCUUGAGCUCUGCCAGAGAGUUCCGGGAGAAACGUGACGUUGAUCUUGAAACGGCUGCUUCCCAUCAUAGUGGAAAAUGGGACAAGGGAGGCGGUCAUCACCACCAUGAACAUCACGGCCAUGGACACGAUGCUGAACAUCAUAAGGGACACAAAGGACACCAUGAGCACCAUCACGGCCACAAAGGCCAUCAUCAUCACGGAGGACACAAGGGAGACCACGAAGAUCACGGAGGUCACAAGAAACAUCAUCAUCACGAUGACGGGUAUCAUCACCAUCACCAUCACGGCGAGAAAGGCGACCAUGGUCACGGUCAUGAAGAACAUGGUCACUGGCACAAAGGUCAUGACACUAAGGGACACCAUGGUAUCGAGAAACAUGACGAGUUCAAAAAGGUCAAGCACUUCCAUGAUCAUCAUGGUGAUAAAGGCCAUCACGAACAUUACGGUGGUCAUCAUCAUGAGGGUGGACACAAGAAGGGCGGUCACUUCCACCACGGACACAAGCAUGGUGGACACCAUGAACACCACCAUGGUAAGAAGGGACACCAUGAACAUGGCGGUCAUCACCAUCAUCACAAGGGUCAUCACGGUGAGGACGGACACCAUGAGCACCAUCAUGAUCAUCAUGAACAUGGCAAGAAAGGUGGUCACGAGGAUCACAAGUCUUGGCACCACAAGGGCUAA
Messenger RNA from Arctia plantaginis, 729 nucleotides. The record is from the annotation of a GenBank genome assembly. NCBI's taxonomy places the organism in Eukaryota, Metazoa, Arthropoda, Insecta, Lepidoptera, Erebidae.